UGGGAGUAAAACUUUUUGUAUUUCACAUUGAAAGACAUGUGUAUGUAUGUGUAUACGUAUCAUCAGCAUCUUCCAUGUUUGAUAUCGAGAGUGUGGCCCAAAUUGUAAGCAAGCGGAGAGAAGGGAGGGUGUGAGAAGAUUAUAUAAUAACCUCUCAAUUCUCUUCAACGAUAAGACAAAAUCCAGAGAGCCCUGAUAUCACCCAAUCCUCUCACUCUUCACCAUCCUCACUCUAUCUCUCUCCACAUGGCUUCUACCGCCGCCACUGCUGCGCUUUCCAUCAUCAAAUCCUCCGGUGGCGCCGCCGUUACCCGCGCCCGCGCCUCCUUCUUGCCCAUUACCUCCACUGCUUCUGUCGCCGGCUCCGGCUCCGUCUCGGCACGUCGCCUGGGCUUCUCCGCCAUCGUUGACUCCCGCUUCUCCGUCGACGUGGCCUCGAAGGUCCACUCCGUGCGUGGGAAGGGCAGCAGGGGAGUGAUCUCCAUGGCGAAGAAGAGCGUGGGUGAUCUGACAUCUGCGGAUUUGAAGGGGAAGAAGGUCUUCGUCAGAGCUGAUCUCAAUGUACCUCUGGACGACAGCCAGACCAUCACUGACGACACCAGAAUCCGCGCCGCCAUUCCCACCAUCAAGUUUUUGAUGGAGAAGGGCGCUAAGGUCAUCCUCUCCACUCAUCUGGGAAGGCCAAAGGGUGUCACCCCAAAGUUCAGCUUGGCCCCUCUUGUUCCCAGAUUGUCCGAGCUCCUUGGUAUUCAGGUCGUGAAAGCUGAUGAUUGUAUUGGUCCGGAAGUGGAAAGCUUGGUGGCUUCCCUUCCUGAAGGUGGCGUUCUGCUUCUUGAGAACGUGAGGUUUUACAAGGAGGAAGAGAAGAACGAACCCGAGUUUGCCAAGAAGCUUGCUUCUCUAGCUGACCUCUAUGUCAACGAUGCUUUCGGGACUGCUCACAGGGCCCACGCUUCAACCGAGGGAGUCACCAAGUUCCUGAAGCCAUCAGUUGCUGGUUUCCUUUUGCAAAAGGAGUUGGACUACCUCGUGGGUGCGGUUUCAAACCCGAAGAGACCGUUUGCUGCCAUCGUGGGAGGUUCAAAGGUGUCAUCCAAGAUUGGAGUCAUCGAGUCUCUUCUUGAGAAAUGUGACAUCCUUCUGCUUGGUGGUGGAAUGAUCUUCACAUUCUACAAGGCGCAAGGUCUUUCUGUUGGCUCGUCCCUUGUCGAAGAAGACAAGCUUGAGUUGGCUACAUCACUCCUUGCCAAGGCUAAGGCCAGGGGAGUCUCUCUGUUGUUACCAACAGAUGUUGUGAUUGCGGACAAGUUUGCUCCUGAUGCCAACAGCAAGAUUGUGCCGGCUUCGGGCAUUCCUGAUGGGUGGAUGGGAUUGGACAUCGGUCCAGACUCGGUGAAAACUUUCAACGAAGCUCUCGACACCACCCAGACGGUCAUUUGGAAUGGACCAAUGGGAGUGUUUGAGUUUGAAAAGUUUGCACAAGGAACAGAGGCGGUUGCGAAUAAACUAGCAGAGCUAAGCGAGAAGGGAGUGACGACGAUAAUAGGAGGGGGAGACUCGGUGGCGGCAGUGGAGAAAGUGGGGGUAGCAGGAGUGAUGAGUCACAUCUCCACCGGUGGUGGGGCCAGCUUGGAGCUCUUGGAAGGCAAAGUGCUUCCCGGUGUGGUCGCUCUUGAUGAAGCAACGCCAGUCACCGUUUAACUUAACUCUUUUUCGGUCUUGUAAAUCUGACCAAAGUCUUUGUUUGUGUGUGUCAGUGUGUGUGUAUGUAUGUACCACCAAAUCCAUCCAUGACAGACUCUUGUCGUCUCCCAAUAAUAAUAUCACCAAAUUUGGAUCUCAACCGUAUUUGUAUCACACGACGAGACUUUGGUUUUUGCUGCUUUCCUUUUAAAAGCAACAUCAGAUUACCGUAGUAAUUUCCACCCUCGAAACAAACUUGUACGAUAAAACGAGGACCUGAUACGAAAUACGAUGGAAUUGUUUGCACGUGGCGUCACCCGAUAGGAUGCAAGUUGACAGCUUACUAAACACGCGUGAUAUGAGAUGAUAGAUAAUCUCCAUCUCUUCCUCUCCCGUCGUCAAGCUGCUUCGCCAUGGCUAUGGCGGCGUCUGUUCUCCAAGCUUAUCCGCUCUCGCUCAAUAACAACAUUUGAUUGCCAAUUGCUUCCUUUGUUGGAUGUAGAAAACCUGCGGAUUCAUAGUUCAGGGUUGCUCGGCGGAAUCAAAAAGCAAAACGGGGUCUAUGCCCUAGACAGCCGAAAGCGAUCUCUUUUGAUAUGCCACUCCGCCAUUAACGCCAAAUGCAGCGAAGGACAAACACAGACCGUGACUCGGGAGUCGCCAACAAUAACCCAGGCUCCUGCCCACUCUAAGGAGAAAUCACCAGACCUAGAUGAUGGAGGAGCCGGGUUCCCACCGCGAGAUGAUGGAGAUGGAGGCGGAGGAGGAGGCGGUGGAGGCAACUGGUCGGGUGGGUUCUUCUUCUUUGGUUUUCUGGCCUUGCUGGGAUUAUUGAAGGAUAAAGAGGGUGAGGAGGAUUAUCGGGGGAGCAGAAGGCGAUGAUGAUGAUGAGAUGGGUCAUCGGAUUAGUUAUUUGGUGCAUACAACUUGAGAAUCACAUUUGCUACAGGUCUCAGUUUGUUGUAUCUGUUUCUUGUAUGCAUUGUAUCCAAGAGAUCCAAGCUUUUUUCACUUAUAUGAUGUGAGACUCUGAGAAAAAACACAGGCAAAAUCAAGUUUGAAUGAGAAAGGUCUAAAUGGGAAAUGAAGCAGCCAUAACCUGGCCUCAGUGUUACUACUACAUUCAUUGUUUAUUCA
Molecule: messenger RNA, 2820 nt
Organism: Thlaspi arvense
Lineage: Eukaryota; Viridiplantae; Streptophyta; Magnoliopsida; Brassicales; Brassicaceae
Source: the annotation of a GenBank genome assembly